CAGAAUUAACCAAUCACUAUUGGGACUUAAUUGAUAGUUAAAAUUAAACGGAUGUGUGGAACAUGGCCUGAAUCGCUAUGAAAGUAGUAUUCGGUUAAUUUGUUCUCAAGUUAGUCUUGACUUAAUUUGUCGAAAAUUAGUUAACAAUAUGUCGAACAAGCUUGAGCUUGGUAAGAAACUGUACUUUGUACAAAAAUCAAGGUGGACGAGAGGAAUUGGUGCCUUGUUGCCAGAGGCAUAUAAAAAAUUUUGUAGAGAACGGGGUGCACCACCAUCUGCAGUUCAUUAUAUUGAACAAAAAGGCAAAUAUGUAAGAAAUGAGAAAACUGGAGAAGUAUUUCCAGUGCAAAAUGUACCACUAUCUCUAUUAUACCCUAAGGAAAUGCAUGAAGGUUUAUGGGGAGGUGAAGCUGUUGUACAAGGCUUUAAGAAGAAGGGAAAAUUUAAAAGAAGAGUUGCACAUUUUUGGUUGCCUUCUCUGAAGAGAUCAGUUGUUUAUAGUGAAGUUCUCGACUCAUAUAUUAAAGUUGUGAUUACUUAUAGAUUAAUAAAAUUGAUUCAUGAAAACUAUGGAUUCGAUCAUUAUUUAUUAAAGACACCAGCCAACGACAUAAAAUCUCUACUUGGAAUAAAAUUGAAACGUGAGAUACUUAUAGCAUUGGCAGAUAAGACUCUUUAUCCUGAUGAUCCUGAGAAACGUGAUGAGGUGUAUGCUAAGUACGAGCAAUAUCUGUCAGCUUACACAAGGGAAGAAAUAGAAUGGUAUGGCUUGACAUUCAAAGAAGCAUGUCUAAAAUGGACUGCUCUUACAAAGAAGGAGCCGCAACCUCUAAAGAUUCAAUAUAGGUCAGAAUUAAUUGCCAAACUCAAAGAAAAUAAGAUUAAAGAAGCUGAGGAUGUGGAUGUGAUAUCAGGGAAAACAGAUCCUUUCUGGCUAUCAAAAUUAAAUCCUUUUUCCAAAAGUCCCAAGCGCGGUUAAAUAAUUUUGAUUAUAGAGCAUAAGUCAAGCAAUAUUCAGCAUUAUUAUAUAGAAUAAUGUUCAAUAUAAUAAUGUUAAGCAUUAUUAAAAUUUUCUGCAAACAUCUUAGGUAUCAUGUGAAUGUAUUUAAUGAUUAUAAAGCCUGAUCUACAAUAUACUCUUUGCGUUUUGUUUCUUAUCUUCUGUUUUUUUCUGGCUUAAAGCUUAGGAUUGAGUCCGAAAGAGAUAAAGAGAAAGCAGGAAACAAAGAGAAUAUUGUAUCAGUCUUAAUGUGUACAGGAGAUAGGACAUGUUUUUCUAUGAAUAUAUUAAUGAAGAAUA
Odontomachus brunneus is the source of this 1300-nucleotide messenger RNA. RefSeq names its product 39S ribosomal protein L28, mitochondrial (gene mRpL28). NCBI's taxonomy places the organism in Eukaryota, Metazoa, Arthropoda, Insecta, Hymenoptera, Formicidae. Gene Ontology annotation, cellular component: mitochondrial large ribosomal subunit. The transcript is spliced from 6 exons. Gene Ontology annotation, molecular function: structural constituent of ribosome. The record is from RefSeq and is a predicted model, not a curated record. Bases 149 to 979 code for a protein of 276 amino acids.